This is a messenger RNA of Trypanosoma cruzi, 8518 nucleotides long. RefSeq lists its product as uncharacterized. The record is from RefSeq and is a predicted model, not a curated record. The transcript has a single exon. Gene Ontology annotation, biological process: cilium assembly. NCBI's taxonomy places the organism in Eukaryota, Euglenozoa, Kinetoplastea, Trypanosomatida, Trypanosomatidae. The annotation marks the transcript as partial.
UAACGGCAAAAGGGGGGAUGGUGUUACCGAUCAACGAUUUUAUGCGUUGGAUUGUUCCAUGAAUGCGAUACGCAGGAACUGCAAUCGAGCACGCAUGGCAAUUGCCUCUAUCCGCAUGGCACUUGGCUCCCUUGCACUGCACUCGAAACAAACACACACGGGGAGACGAGGCGUCAAGGGAGGUAGCAGUCUGUUAAAUUUGUCACCCAAACGAAGUCCCGUGCAGGAGACAUUUGUUGGGUCGCAUGAAAACGAAGAGGAACUAGAAAGAAUUCGCUUGCACCACGAGAUAAGUGACAUGCGAACGGAGUUGACCCGCUGGUUGAUAGAGAUGCGUUGGACCCUGGCCAUUCUUCGUCAACAUUAUGCUGCGUUGGAGAAGCACAAAUCGAAUGUUAAGCUGGUAAUGGAACGGCAGGCAAACACGAAGGUGUAUGGAGCCCCGACUGUGAAGGAGGCGAACGUUCUUGAGUCCUUCCUUCAGUCGCAACCAGAGAUUUCGCACGUGAGUGAGGAUGAGAAGGGGCGGUUAUUAGCCUGGGCAAGAGACGAGGGUGAUGAUCUUCUUCAUGCUCUCAUUCUCAUUUGCCUUGCGCCGCACCAACCGCAGAUGAAAACACAACGUGAAAUGUUGGAAGAAGCAUUUCAUCUCUUGCAUCGUCAUGCGGACAAUAGGGGUCAAACUCAGCCGCUUGGCUUGCAUACAAAGCAGCAAGGGGAGAGCGCCUAUUCCGCCUUUAUGAUUUCGUGCUACGCCGUGUCUACAUGUGGGAAGUUGGGAUUUAAUCAGAUGACGGAGCGUGCAAAGGAUGUUUUGUACUCAAUUUUUGCGAAAAGUGACAAGGACGACAAAACGCGCGAGGAACCAGACAUAGGGAUGGAAACCUCAAAAAAUAAGACCGCAUCUGAAUCCAGAUAUAUUUCUGCAUCCACGUUUUUACUGCGCACCAAUGAGGAGGUAUUGGCGGUGUCAUCGAAGCUGAAACUUCAGACAAUUGUCUCAGCACUCUUGUGGGUAUCCACCGUGGAGGCAAGUCGCAUUCCGUACCAAAACUUUGAAAGAACUGGUCUCAUGUCGUUUAUUGGAAAAAGUGUCAUGUUGGAUGUACCAUUUGAACAGAGAUAUGGACUUAAAAAAGUACAGUUAUGGCAUAUGCGUAUUGCUUACCAGCUCCAAUUUGCCAUGGAUCUUGCGGGUCGUGUACAGGAUAGUGGUUUAAUGCUACAGUGUGCCUUUGAACUUUUUAACUCACUUCUUCCAUCCCUUACGGAUGAAAACUACUAUCCGCUUUUGUUGCUCCCGCUUGCGACGUUGUGUGAGGCGUUGAUGCGACAACCCACAUCUGUUUGGAGUGAUGCCUAUGUACAACUAUUGGCAGCCCGCACAAUUGAUGCGCUUCUCAAAACUGUGCGGAAGAUGGCCGCAGCGGGUCCUGAUGUGGAGUCUGCUGUUCAUGACGCAUUCGAUAGCGCCAAGGGUGGUUUGGCUGUUAUGCCCGUUUCCAUUCAAGGAUGGUAUGAGUUGCUUCUCCGUCUCUUUAUGCACGUGUGGGGAAAUAUCUACAAUCAUCCCAAUCCAAGGCAAAUUCGCUAUCAAGAAAGUGUACGCCGAGGUGCGACGACCGUGCAGAAGGUGUUAUGCCCUGAUCAAGGCGGCGUGGACGAGAGAAUCUCCCCUUCACCGGCUAGAAACAAUGUCUCUCGGGCAACGACAAAAAAGGCAAACAGCGUCUCCGGUGGAGUGGCGGCAGCUACAAGACCUACAACGGGCAACUUGACAGCCCCGGCGUUUCCAGGGGGUGCUUACGCCGUACCCGACACGAUUCUUGACGAUUGUGUCCCAAUUGAAUUUAUGGAGUUGCUGGGGGAGAUUCUUUUUACAGUACCAGGAGUGAAUGCGUUUCUUACGCACUUGUUUGGCCCAAAGGUAGAUGAAAUCUCCGAUCGUGUGCAAUCGGUGUUGAUGGCUGAGAAUCUCGUGGGUGUUCCCUUGUGGCUACUGAGCGUGGUGAAGGGACUUACCGACAGGACACCGUCUGUCGUCUUUGACUGCCUGCAGCAGGCAGCCGAUGACCCGCUUUAUGCAAGGACUGCGGUUUAUGUCGUGGAGCAUCUUCUCCGUCUGGGUGAUAUCGCGGCUGCGCGUCGUGUGGCAACGGAUGCGCUACAGGUCAUUCAGAAACUGAAACAGAGUGUAAAGGAGCAUCAGCAAUCUGUGAUGGAGCACAUGAACGACUGGUUGGAGAACGAGGGCUACAUGUUGGUGACACCCUCACGAAUCAAGAGGAAGGCAGUAGAGGAGGAAACAUUGUUAAAGGGAAAACGGCAGAAGGGUAGACUCGCCGCAAAGGGAGGAGCAGCGGGAACAACAACGUCAACACCGGAGGAAAAAAAGGCCCAUCAUUUUGCCGACACCGAUGAACGGCAAUGGACCCUCUCGGAACAGCAGAUGUUACGGCAACUUACGCGGGGUCUCGCGUAUUUGCGUCGUCGGCAGGCGUUUCGCUGGCUGCGAGGUCGCAUUCUUCAAUUUAACGCACCGUAUCAGGCGCAGUUGCAUUUUUACCUUUCCGUGAUCGCCCAAAAGUUGUUGGAGCAGCGGCAGCAACGACCGGCUCAAGAAGGUGAUCAGACGGCAACUCCCGUUACGAACGCGCGACCCGGGCAGAAAUCGAAGGGGCGGAGUGAAGAAGCGGCUUUAACGCGCGCUGAGGAGCUGAAGGCCGAAGAAAAGGAAGAUGAAGAACGUUUUAUUCAACACGCGGUACGCUCGGCGGUGCUUUUUAAUCGAUGUGGUUUUCCUUCCCGUGCCUUUGCAACCGUUUCGCAGGCCAUUGACGGCCUACGCAUGCUUGUGUGUGAGGAGCCGCCGGAUACGACGCUGAGAGACGAAGAGUUAUUGUCUCCCAAACAAAACCAACAGGAAGCCUCCGGUGAAGAAGAUCUGCCAAUGACGCCUAAAACUGCCAGAGUAUCCUUUGAUUGCGCGGAUUUAGGCAAAGAGGGCAGUCACGCGAUGGAGAUGUUGAUCAGCCAUGAAAAGUUGAUACAAUGGGGGCCGCGUAUACUUCCACUUGCACGUGCGUUGCUGCGGGUAUUCUUCUUGCUGUGGAACGGCUUUGUUGACUACCGCCGCGAUGUGGAUUUUCUACAUCCAGCCGCUGUGAAGGUUGGGCGAAAUGUGGAGCUCGAGGAGCAGUUGCAUUUUCAGGGACGGGUGCCGUCGCUGCACUCGUACGCAACCGCAGCCGGACAGUAUGAAGAGGCCCGUCUGGUGCACCUCGCCAACGUGAAACGCGCACGUCUGAUACGGUGGCUUGAGUGGCGCAUACGUGAGGUCCAAACUGCGGAGCAGAAGGGACGCAGAGUUGUACACCUGCAGUGGCUGACGGAAAUGAGGGCUUUUCUUGCCGAUCAGGUCUCGGUGGGAAUUUCUUCACUGCGGCCGCACGUUACAGAUGUGGAGAAGAGGAUCGCCAAUAUGAUGGAGCAAGAAAAGACAGACGGGGGGAAGCAGGCGCUAGCGGUGUCGCCAAAGAAGAAAAAAAUGAAAAAGAAUCUUCAACCACGGCAGGGUGUGAUGCCGGAGCCUAUACGAAUCGACGGUGCCGAUGCCACGGCGCUAAUUGCACUGCGGUUUGGCUCGGCGAUUCCGGCAGAGAAAAUUAUUGAUCAACUCAUGUUCCUCCUACGGUCCACGCAAUUUUCGUGUCAGUUUGCUUCCCUUGAGCUUUGCCUGGAAGUGCACAAGUUGACCGGUGGAUUCUUUGCGGAUGACUUGUUGCCAUUUGCAUUAAGUAUGCGGCGUAAUAUUGUUAUCUCGCAAGAAGAUGAACUUAUUAAGGAAUACGGCAUGUUACGUCAAAAUGAGCCGUUACAAAAACAACUUGUACGCAAUGCCCGUUUGUCGUGGGAGAAAUACACAACGACAGAGGCGUAUCAGCGUGUCACUCAGCGUCUGUCACGAACGCAGUUGCCAUCCAAGCGGAAUGUUAGGGAAGGCUCAAUAGGGAAGACGUCUUUUGUUGAAACGGAGUCCGCAUCGCGGAUGAGUCUGGAAAUGGCAAGCGGUGUGAAGCUGGUAGGACGCGGGGGGAACUUACGACAGCCGCCGCCGCGUGAUGUGAUUUUCCGUUUUGGGGCUGCUACGACAUACUUGCAGCGGCGACGUCUUUUUGGACCACUUUCGGAGCAGCUUUACGAAUUGGGGUGGAUUUACCUGCUGCAUCGUCAGCGUUUAGAAGCGGAACGGUGUUGGAUUGAGGCUGUUGACGCCGCGUUGGAGAUACCAGAUAGUUUGAAGCGUCCUCCUGAGACGUGGGCACAGCUACAAAUUCCAAAGAUUGGGCUUCCCCGUUUAUUACUGGCCGUCAUUUCGAUUACAUCGCUCGCCAUGUAUAUAUACCGUGAGCAGCAAGGGAAAGCUGUGAAUUGUUACUUGCUGGCUGCUCGGAUUCUUGAGCAGUUUCUUGAACAAGGCACAACGAGUAAUUUUCCGCAGUAUUUGCGCGAUUUUGGGGGGUUUAUGCUAGAGGACCUCGUUGUUCUCCCGCGGCUUGGGGAUACCAUGCCUACCUUGAUUCCGCAGUUGGCACAUCACAUGCUCUUCCUUGCGUGGGAACUGUUGAGAUUCAAGUUUUACUUUUAUGCGGCAAUGGUUGCGUCAUUGACCGAGUACUUUGCGCGGAUACACAUGCGGCAUGUUGCCUUCACCGCUGAGGCACGACUUGUGCAGGCGAUGGCGGCAUCCAAGUUUGGAAGUUACAGGGCCUCCAUGAAAAUACUGCGAGAUGUAUGUCAAGGGGUUCGAAUUCCACGUGGGGCAUUGGAUGGCACGGCACUCCGUGUACGGGCAUUGAUUGAGGGUGUUGAAACGAGCAAAGUUGGAAAAAACACAAAGCGUGGGGAUGGAGGGUCGAACUCCCCUAGUCGACAUGUGGAGCCUCAGGCAGAGCAGCAGCAGCAACAACAACAACAACAGCAACAAUAUCAAUCCCAGGAGGGUCUGUAUAAUGAUGCUGAGCUUCCAUUGACGAGCGACAAUGUGGCCUGCAUCCAAACCUUUUUGACGCAGUGUCUCGGUGUUGGGGUCGCUAAUGCAGUGACCUCGAAUCCCAUGACAUCCACGCCAUCUCCGCUAUCGAAUGCUACUUCUGGAAGUGGUGGAGGCAGCCUACUACAGGAAGCGGUUGCUGCAUGCUAUGGUCCAUUUCUAUCGCAGCGUGUGGAACUUGCUAUCGCAGACUUUCUGGUGACUCUUGGCUCGAAGGAGUCCGCGUAUGUGUGGUGUGUCUUCGCGACGCAACAAACGUCUUUUAUGGGCGAACGACGUUCGGCUCGUUCACGGAGCCUUCAACGGAUCUCCUUGCAUGGUUUCGGUGACUCAGCAUGUAUUGAGGCGUUAAAUGCCGCGGAACAAAUACUACAAUUGUUGAUUGCCCGGCAACAGGAAAAGGGGCAUACAUCCACGGGGGAUACUCCGCGCAGGAAGAGUCCAGUACGAGAUAGAAUCACCUCACCUGUGCAAGGAGACGUUCAAAUAAAACGAGGUCAAGAACUGGAAGAGACGUACGUGCGCCUUACAUCCAUGCUUCUCCUUGCCAGGAUUUAUACUGCGCGCGGGGAACCUUCUAAGGCGUUGGCGACUUUACGAGCGCUAGUGACGAACUUCAAUGCGCAUGUUGAAAGCAAUAGCACUGCUCCCACAGCUACCAGCGCCCCGUCGUACCUCUGGACUGUUGCAACACACAUCUUUUGGUGUGAUGUGUAUGAACUUAUGGUAGUUAACCAUGUGCGGAUUCGUGAAUACAUGGCGGCGCAGCAAGUGAUACGUGAUGCGCUUGCCUUGUGUGAGCAGUGUGGUGAUCCAUUUAGUGGCCGGGUUUUUUCUCUCUACAGCUCCGCCAUUAACGCCAGAACGGGAUCCCUAACAGAUGCCAUUGAGACGCUGUGUGUUUUGCAGAAGGCAUCUCAUUCAUUAAGUUCCGACAACCGUAUUGACAUGUUUCACGCCUGGACAUCUUUGGCAGCGGGAUCCUUGAAGCGUUUGUUACAUCACGAAGAAAACGAAAAAAGGGAGACAUCCUCUUCUCCUUCUUCUUUUUCGAUCUCGUCUGUGGAAAUGUUUGAAUUUGCCGUGAAAGCACUGCAGGAAUAUUGCGAGACGUAUGGGUUGCUUCUUGGAACUGGGUCUCUUCUAGAGAGAAAACAACUCUCACUUUUUCCGGGGAAUUCUUUACCUCGGCGAUUCUUUGUGGCGUGGAAUGUGGAGGCAGUCUUCCUUCACCGUGCAGUAAACCUGUUGGCGGAAGAAUACAUGCGUAUAGGAAAGCUGGAACUUGCAGAGAGGGUCUUACAGCAUGCCAUCUCGGCACUUACACCGCGAUACGACACCUCCGCCCAUCCCACGCCACUGAUCGAAAGUCAAUUUAUACUUGCACGUGUGUUGUGUCUUCUUAAGCCGCAUUUGCUAAACGAGCAGCAAAAUUCCGUGGAUCAUGUGAGAGACGCCAUAUACUCCGAGGAACUCAAUGAGGAGGAUGUGUUGCUUUUGCUGGAUUUACCGCGGCAGCAGCCCGUACGACUUUUGAUAGAUGUUAUAAGGGGAGUGGUGGCGUGUGGCACGCACGAUUACAACAUUUUGCGCCUGGCGUUAUUGAACUUGGCUGCGCUACUGUCACGUGCAGACCGAGCGUUUCACAUCAUGGCUGCCACAUGCGUGAUUUUGGCGAAAUUUGUGGAAGAUAUGAGGUUCCAUGUAUUUAGUGGUAUGAGUAUCUUCUCCCUGUACGGCGAGGAGGUCAUUCAUAUUGGGACAGAGUUGGUUGUCCCGGAGAAUAUUACUGCCGUCAUUCGAUCCACGCAGCGCAGUUUAGGAAACGUCUCGGAAAAGGAUAUGAAUGGCAGCGGUGUGGGUUCUGGAAGGGCCGUGACGCCGGUCUUUUCACAGGAGCCGCGACGUCCCCCUUCUCGUUCCCGUGAGGAUAGAGAGGAAGCUGCUCUAAAGAACACCGUCACACUGCCUAUCCUUGUCGCUGCAUUUGCUUCCCUGCAUAUGGAGAGAUCGUUGCAGUACGUGUUUCCACCGCGGGAGUUAUUGGACCUCGAAACGGCUUUGCAACUUAUUCGCGCGUACCUUCAAUUGCGGACAGCCCCUCUCAGCGGGUAUUAUCUUUGGUAUGACGACGUCACACGAGAGGCACAAAUGAAACAACAACAACAACAGCAGCAGCAGCAACAACAACAACAACAACAACAACAACAGCAAGGACAAGGACAGGGGCGUCUUGGAGAGGGUAUUCGUGCGCGGUACUCUUCUUUUGCGGGAAUGGAUGCGACAGGAGGAACAAUGUCUCUCCUUCCACCUAUUGUCAUGGACAGGCCACCGUCUUUGCUUUCAACCACAACCCUCAUGAAUCUAGGUAUACCAAAGGUGAACACAGUGAUCUGCCAGUCCUUUAUGCGUGAUGUGGACAGAAAUCUCAGUAGUAACGCCAAUGGACCUCUCCCAAGAGGUGGGGAAAGUUACGCGCGUGCUGCAGGAGGCUUUGCAUGCACCCCACCAACAAGAGCUACCCAUGCGCCGGCAAUGAUGACAUUUGUGCUCUUUGUCUCACCUGUUCACGAUCCAAACGCCACACAACAUUCUCCGAUCAACGAAAAGAACUCGCAGAGUCAAAGUAAAAAAUCAAAUCGCUCAACAACGAAAUCCACCGUGAGCAUGAUGGAGGCAAAAAUUCUUAGUGGCUCCCCACUAAUUGCCCACACGUGGAAUGGAACACGAUGCGUUAUGUUUGAGCUACCACUGGAGGAGGUACAAAUAUUGUUUUCCGAAGCUGUGAAAACACUGCAGUUGAUGCAAAAUUUAUUAUCAUUCCCAGUCAUGACGUCAUUGGGAGCAGGGAUUGGAUCAGGUGGAAGUGGAAUUGGAGGAGGAGGAGAAGCGGAAGUUUCUGUGGAAACCGCCUUGUCGCAGCAGCUGAGUGAGGCCUUGGUACUCUUGACGGCAAAAACCGCACCGUCCACCACCAAAAAAGGAGUACGUGCUGGAACGACCGUGGAGUUUCUGCUUAAUGGUACGUUGGGUGCUAGCCCUGGCAACAACAGUAUAGCUUCCACGAAACAGGGUGAAAUAGCUGGCCAGUUGGAAGGGGACAUGCAUUCUGCCCUUCGCACCGCCACAGCAGAUGGCGUGGGUGACGUACCGGCAGUGGAUGAGGCAAAAUCUAAAAUUAUUAUGGGCUUUAUUGAAUUGUUUGUACGGUCUGUUGUUUCUGCUACUGUGACAGACGAUGAACUGAUGGAGCGCUGCAUCGAGUCCCUUUUACCCCGCUGCGCCGUGUCUGCGGAGGUGGUAUGUUUCCUGAAGUCCAUGUUGGCGGGCGACGGCGGGGGUGUCGCACUUUUCCACCCGGGGAUUCACGAGUGGUUUGCUCGCAUGGCAAAGUUUGUGAUGGAGCACACCGAAGUUAUGCGUCCGGAAGCACAUGCGACGAGAACACGAACGGAAGGAAGAUAA